UUACCCCUCACCGCUCCUGGUCCCGUGCACCCGUAGCUCUUCCCCCAACAUCCAAUUCUCUCCUCUUCUCCCGGCGAGCCGGACCGGUCAACUUCUUCACUGCAAGAAUGUCGGCGGAAGAGGAGGUCCCCAGAUAUGCAGACUGUCUGGCCCAGCCUCUGAUCUCGAAAUUGGCGUUGUCUCAUCCACCAAGUCGCCGUCUACGUAAUGUUCCAAAAUGAAGCCCGAUCGAUCGUACCUGGCACCGAGUCAGCAUCUCUACGCAUCAAGCUAAUUCGCAAACAACACUGCCAACUCACCAGUAAUCGAAAAUCUGCGACCCAAGCACAUGUCUGCCAACACCCCACACCAAGUCGUAGCCCUUAUCCCGAAGCCAUUGGUGGCCCAACGACUGAAUAUCGAAAUCGUGUACCUCGAAGCUCGAGUGGUGGACGUGGUAUUUGGGCCCUGAAGUCAUUGAACCAAGUGUGAUGAUCGACCUGUUCCAUCCCUCUGUCCAAAUGAAGGAAAGUAGAGACGUCCUUCCCGUUGGGCUCGUGGAUGAUGUCGCUCGGCUUGAGGUUGAACCGAGUGGUGUAGAACUCGAACGCCUUGGCAAAGUUGGUCACGCAACACCCAACAUGGCCCAAUUUGUGAACGGCCGCUGGUGCCUUCUUGAACCGUUGUGUCUUGUUGACGGGCCGAUGCUUGUUCUCAGGGAAGUUGUACUCCAGCUCGGGCAGGUGCGCUGACUUUUCGACGGGGGUUUGCCCAUACACCAGGUGGAAGGGGAAGUCAUCGACAGGAUCUCUGAAGGUUACGCGCUUGCCGCCACCGGGCGCAUCGGAAUCGUGGACUGGGGUCGCCUUGGGAAGAGUCUUGGAGGCGAGCUCCAAGUCCUCCAGGGACUCGACAACGAAUCCGGCACCACCAAACUCAUUUUCGGCGCCCUUGGUGGCACAGUAUACAAAGGGCUCGGUCCCAUAGCCCUUGAAGUAUACUGUAUCACCUCUGUCGUCGGCUACCGUGAACCCGAAGUCGGCCAAAAACUCGCGUGCCUUGUCCAGAUCGGCAUGGGUGUAGUACACAUGUGCAAUACGCACAAGCUUGAUCUUGGGAAUCUGCUGCUCGGCCGUCAUGUUGGCGAUGGACGUCUGGUAGGUCGUUUGAGGUGUGUUUGGUCAGAAAGAUCUAAUCUGAUCUUCUCAGCGGGGCGAGGACAUUGAGAUAUGGUCGACCUUAAUUCCACCGAGAAGCACAGGGUAUUUAGUUCGCCCGGAAGAUGCACCGUUCUUCGGGGCAAAUCAUUGCUUGGCAGUCACAAAGGUGGGUCUGCGGCGAGUCAAGCUGACCCCUUUUCACUGCUCAGUGGCAUCACAGCACGUCUCUCCAGUGAAUUUCCGGUUGUCCUUUUCCAGCAAUCACUUUGUCACUCUGUACGCAGGUGAUCAUUGCGUAUCACAACUCUUCGCUUCCUGUUUUGGGCCCUUUGUGUCGUUGGCAAAGACACCUCUAAGUGAGGCUCAACUAUCCUUGCAAGCUGUGCAUAUUUGCAACCACCCAUCCUUUCCCUUUCACGCCUACCAGGUAUCUGCAUCAGAGAAGCCGCCGCGACCAUGUGUCUCGCCUGUCACUCUGUCCAGCUGUCUUCGGUGGCCUGCGAGUUAACAGUUAACCCGUCCCCGAUAUGCCAUCCGCCGUUCUUGGCACGGGCGAUUUGCGAAGAAACUGUGGGGUUGUUUACUCCGUUGGCUUUGUCAAAGCUGACAUGGCGAUGUUGAAUGAUACUUAUCCCUGAACGACCCCGCUGACAACCAGGUAUGGGGUUGGACGGCCCCUCACAUAAACAAUCCAAAGUCGUCAAGGUGUUUCGAAUUUUUGCUGGGCUGUCUCUGCUUCUCCUCUAAACUUCGAUCGCCGCGAUACUUACAAUGGCCGACGAGAUCAUCAAGACCGACCUCCUCAUUGUUGGAGCAGGCCCUGCGGGUGCUGCUCUGGCAUGCUUCCUCUCAUCCUAUGGGCGGAAAGGAAUCAUCAUUUCGGCCGCUUCUGGCACGGCGCAUACGCCCAGAGCUCAUAUCACCAACAUGGCUGCCCUGGAAUGUCUGAGAGACAUUGGACUGGACCGGCAAUGCAUCGAUGUAGGCGCUGCGGGGAACCAUAUGGUGCACACAAGAUGGUGCCAUUCCAUGGCCGGCGAUGAAUACGCCAGGCUCUAUUCUUGGGGCAACGAUCCGAAACGCAAGGGUGACUAUGAUGCGGCAAGCCCUUGUGACCACGUCGACCUUCCUCAGACCGAACUCGAGCCAAUUCUCACGCGGAGAGCAAUUCAUACUGGCUGGACCUUGCGAUUCGACACCUCCUUUGUGUCGUUCACGCGUCCUGAGCCGGACGUUAUCAUCAGCGAAGUCAAAGACAACCUUUCUGGCAAAACGUAUAAGAUCCAGUCACGCUUUCUGUUUGGUUGCGACGGCGCCCGCAGCCAAGUCAUCCGCGAGCUCAAGAUUCCCCUCAUCAAAAAACCUGGGCAAGGAUUGGCACUCAAUGUGCUCCUGAAGGCCGAUCUUUCACAUCUCGUCAAGAACCGAACCGGAAACCUACACUGGGUCUUCCAACCGGAGAAGGAACAUCCAGCUUGGGGUUGGGCCUGCAUUGUCCGAAUGGUUCGGCCGUGGGACGAAUGGAUGUUUAUCUUUCUCCCAUCCCCCGGUGCCGAUGUCAAGGGUGACGACAUGAUUGCUUCGAACGAAGAGUACAUUGCCCGGGUCAAACAGUUCAUCGGGGACGAGUCGGUUGAUGUCGAGAUCAAGGACGUGAGCAAAUGGAUGAUCAAUGAGACGGUUGCGGAGUAUUAUUCAGACGGAAACAUCUUUUGCUUGGGCGAUGCUGUCCAUCGCCAUCCACCAUUCAACGGUCUGGGAUCCAACACUUGCAUCCAGGAUGCUUUCAACCUGGCAUGGAAGCUUGAUUACGUCAUGUCUCGCCGUGCAGGUCCCAGCCUCCUGGAUACCUACAGCACCGAGCGUCAACCGGUUGGUGUAGAUAUCAUCACCCGGGCCAACCAGGGUCUUCGCGACCAUGCAUUGUGGAUGAAGUCUAUCGGCAUGUUGGAACCCGAUUUGGAGAAGAGGAAAGCUAUUCUGGCCGAGUUUGAGGACAAGGGCGAAGUUGGCAGGAAGAGGCGACAAGAGUUCCAAGCGGGUAUCGAGAACACGGGCACCGAAUUCCAUGGGUUGGGCAUCGAGAUGAAUCAACAGUAUCGGUCGAAUGCCGUGUAUCAUGGGGAUGAGCCAGAGGCUCCGGCUCUGCCUGAGGACGCUGUGCGUGAACGUCUCAUCUCCAGCUACCCAGGUAUGAGGUUACCCCACGCCUGGUUGAACACACGGAAGCCAGGCCAGCAGUUCUCGACUAUUGAUCUUGCUGGCCAUGGGCGGUUCUGUCUUCUCACUGGGCCUGGUGGCCACAAGUGGAAGGAAGCUGCGGUCAACGCCGCCAAGGCCGUGGGGGUGGAUAUUGUGAGUUACUCGAUUGGCUGGAAGGAGGACUAUGAGGAUGUCUAUUUUGACUGGGCGAAGCGCAGGGAGGUGGAGGAGGACGGGUGUGUGUUGGUUCGCCCAGAUAGGUUCGUUGCUUGGCGGUCAAAGUCCAUGAUUUCGAACCCGCAGGAAAAGCUGGAAAAGGUCUUGCGGAAAGUCUUGUGUCUUUAAGCCGAGCGUGAUAAGAUAAUAAACACAGUUCACACAAUAUUAC
Molecule: messenger RNA, 3729 nt
Organism: Podospora pseudopauciseta
Lineage: Eukaryota; Fungi; Ascomycota; Sordariomycetes; Sordariales; Podosporaceae
Molecular function (GO): oxidoreductase activity; FAD binding
Source: RefSeq, a predicted model, not a curated record